GCGCCAAACCCUUCAUGUUCAAGCUUUCUCUGCAUCAUUUUCUCUCUGUUUUUGUAUCUUAUUUGAUACAUGUUUUUGGUUUGCCCCGUGAAGUUUUUGUUUUUCUUUGACUUCUGCUCACUGAAUUGGAAAUCUCCCUGCCAAAUGUAAUUUUCAACUUGACUAGUUUCAAACAGUUUGAAUUUCUCCCUUUGCUUUGAAACCUGGAGGUCUAAAACCGAUCCAUUCUCCCUUUUAUAUACAAGUAUUAUCUUCAAGAGGUGCAAGGAACUCAGAAAGCCAUACAGAAUUAAUCACGGAAAUGACUACUGUGGAGAGUGAAUUGGGUUGUGGUUUAAUGGGAGGAUUCUUCUGGCCAAGGAAAACCUCUGUUCGUUCUCUGCCCACAGACGGCAAAAAAAACAUCCCCUCGAAGGUUCACCAUAAUUCCCAUAUGGCUGAACCUCUUACGCCAAAGCAAGAAGAGAAACACAUCACAAAACCUGCACUGGUUUCUCCAAGGCUUUCAGCUUCCCUUGUUCAAAAACAAGCUUCAAGAACUUCAGAUGCCACCAGAAGCUCCACCUCAUCCUCCAACAGUUUAAAACUGUUGCAGGCCCUGGAUUCUGCCCAUGGACGGCGGCUGCAUAAGGAGCCAGCAGUCUUCUCUGGCGACUCGACUAGGAUGCUCACCGAUUCCCAGCUAGGUUCUAAUGGAAGCAGAACUACGGUUCGAGCUCCUUCCGGCAAUGUAGUGCUUUUAGGCCAAAUGGGUAACUUAAGAAAGCAGGGAAAUGGUGAUUUAUCAUCUAGCAAUUUCCCUAGCGGUAAUGGUAAGCAUACAAGUGAUUCUGUUUUGGGUAAUAUUGUGAGGAAGCCCAGGGAGGGAAACCAAAAAUGUGGAAACGAGUUUCGGGGUUUAAUGAACAGACUGGAUCCUGAGGUGUUGAAGUCCAUGGGAAACGAGAAGUACAAGCAGGGCAGGUUCGAAGAGGCACUAGCUCUAUAUGAUCGAGCAAUUGCUCUUGAUUCAAAUAAUGCAUCAUAUCGAAGCAACAAGAGCGCUGCUUUGACAGGUUUGGGACGUCUUGUGGGGGCAGUUUUGGAGUGCAGAGAAGCAAUUCAGAUCGAGCCUUCUUAUCACAGGGCUCAUCAUCGUUUGGCAACACUAUAUCUCAGACUGGGAGAAGCAGAGAGAGCACUACAUCACUACAAGCUCUCAGAGCCCAAGGCCGGGAUCAAGGAUAUUGCCCACGCUCAGGCUCUCAAGACUCACCUCAGCAGGUGCAACCAAGCUCGGAAACUCAGAGAAUGGAACACUCUGAUUAAGGAAACCCAGUGCGCAAUAACCUCUGGCGCCGAUUCUUCCCCACUGGUCUUUGCAAUGCAAGCCGAGGCCUUGUUAAAGCUUCACAGGCAUCAAGAGGCCUAUUCUGCCUUUCCAAGGGGACAUGAUUUUGAUAUUGAUUCCUGUAUGCAGUUGUUUGGCCUUACUGCCACUGCCUAUCUGUUAAUAAUUCAGGCGCAGGUUGAGAUGGCAAUUGGCAGAUUUGAGGAUGCUGUGUCCAUGGCUCAAUGUGCAAUUCAACUUGAUUCAAGCAGCGAUGAGGUGAGCACAGUGUUGAGAACGGUUCGAGCUGUGGCAUCAGCCCGAUUGAUGGGUAAUCAGCUUUUCAAGGCAUCAAAAUUCUUUGAGGCAUGUGUUGCAUACAGUGAAGGGCUAGAACACGAUCCCUACAACUCAGUUUUGUUAUGCAAUCGGGCAGCUUGUCGAUGCAAGCUCAGCCAGUUCGAGAAAGGCAUUGAGGAUUGCUCGGUGGCUCUUGCUGUGAGGCCUUCUUAUGGCAAGGCCAGGCUAAGAAGGGCAAACUGCAAUGCGAAGUUGCAAAGGUGGGAAGCUUCAAUACAAGAUUAUGAGAUGUUGAUGAGAGAGAGUCCAGGUGAUGAGGAAGUGGGCCGGGCCUUGUUCGAGGCCCAAGUCCAGCUCAAGAUGCAAAGAGGGGAAGAUGUGAAGGACAUGAAGUUUGGUUCAAAUCUGGUCUGUAUCUCUAGCAACGAGCGUUUCAGAUACUUCAUAACCUCUCCUGGGAUGUCAGUGGUGCUUUUCUGCAAGAAAACAUGUCACAAGCAAGUGGUGCAGCUUAUGGAGCAAGUGUGCAAGAAAUUCCCUACUCUCAACUUCCUUAAGGUGGAAGUUGAGGACCAUCCUUACAUAGCAAAAUCAGAGGGAGUGGGCUCUAUUCCAGCCUUCAAAAUAUACAAGAACGGAUCCAGGGUUAAAGAAAUUCCUGGAAGCAACCUUAACAUGUUAGAAAGCUCACUCAGAUUGUACAGCAAUUGAGGAUAAAUACACAAACAAACACUAAGAAUUUUUGUGUGCACAGCAGAAAAAACAAUUCACAAUUCAUUAUGAAAUUAAGAUAGUACAGUGAUUAGCAAAACAUUCUGAGAGGAGUUUGAAUGCUUCACCAUUAAUUUUUAUUUUUUAAAAUUUUUUGUGCAUUGCUUGAUGUAAUAAAAGUUUGUAAAAGAACAUUAUAAUUGGAUUGCUUUUUCAUCUAUUUAUCAAUGAAUAAAAAUUUGAAUGC
Messenger RNA from Malania oleifera, 2567 nucleotides. Its product is annotated as inactive TPR repeat-containing thioredoxin TTL3-like. The record is from RefSeq and is a predicted model, not a curated record. Gene Ontology annotation, molecular function: protein binding. Gene Ontology annotation, cellular component: cytoplasm. The transcript has 7 exons. Lineage: Eukaryota; Viridiplantae; Streptophyta; Magnoliopsida; Santalales; Ximeniaceae. The coding region runs from base 302 to 2320 and encodes 672 amino acids.